Molecule: messenger RNA, 4067 nt
Organism: Ictidomys tridecemlineatus (thirteen-lined ground squirrel)
Lineage: Eukaryota; Metazoa; Chordata; Mammalia; Rodentia; Sciuridae
Source: RefSeq, a predicted model, not a curated record
GGCGGGGCUCUCUGAGGCGCUCAGCCGGCUUUAAAACUCCGCCGAGCCUUGACAGGUGAAGUCGUCGCGGGGACGACGCGGUCAGAGCCAACCGCCUGGACGCCCCGAGGGGGCGGGGGGCGCGCGCUACGGAGCCAUGGAUUGCACGUUCGAAGACAUGCUCCAGCUCAUCAACAACCAAGACAGCGACUUCCCUGGCCUGUUUGAUCCACCCUAUGCUGGGGGUGGGGCAGGGGACACAGAGCCUGCCAGCCCCAGUGCCAGUUCCCCAGGCAGCUUGUCUCCGUCUCCUGCCUCACUGAGCUCCCCUUUGGAAGCCUUCCUGGGGGACCCUAAGGCGGCAUCCCCACCUUUGUCCCCUCCCCAGUCUGCACCCACCCCCUUGAACAUGUACCCAUCUGUGUCCCCCUUCUCCCCUGGUCCUGGUAUCAAAGAAGAGCCAGUGCCACUAACCAUCCUGCAGCCCCCUACCCCACAACCCCUGUCGGGGACUCUCCUGCCCCAGAGUUUUGCAUCCUCAGCCCCCCCACAGUUCAACUCAGCCCCUGUGUUGGGUUACUCCAACCUUCCUGGAAGCUUCUCAGCAGGGACCCCUCCUGGGAGCACCCAGCAGCCGCUGCCUGGCCUGCCACUGGCUUCCCCGCCAGGGGUCCCACCUGUCUCCUUGCAUAGCCAGGUCCAGAGUGCGGCCCCCCAGCAGCUGCUGACAGCCACAGCGGCCCCUGGAACGACCACUGUAACUUCACAGAUCCAGCAGGUCCCGGUCCUGCUGCAGCCCCACUUCAUCAAGGCAGACUCCCUGCUCCUGACCACCAUGAAGACCGAUGUGGGGGCCACUGUGAAGGCUGCGGGUAUCAGCUCCCUGGCCCCCGGCACAGCUGUACAGACAGCGCCCUUGCAGACCCUGGUGAGUGGCGGAACCAUCCUGGCCACAGUCCCACUGGUUGUGGACACUGACAAGCUGCCCAUCAACCGGUUGGCAGCCGGCAGCAAGGCUGCGGGCUCAGCCCAGAGCCGUGGCGAGAAGCGCACAGCCCACAAUGCCAUCGAGAAGCGCUACCGCUCUUCCAUCAACGACAAGAUAGUGGAGCUCAAGGACCUGGUGGUGGGCCCCGAGGCAAAGCUGAAUAAGUCUGCUGUCUUGCGCAAGGCCAUCGACUACAUCCGCUUCUUACAACACAGCAACCAGAAACUCAAGCAGGAGAACCUAAGUCUGCGAACUGCUGCCCACAAGAGCAAAUCACUAAAGGAUCUGGUGUCCACUUGCAGCAGUAAAGGAAACACAGAUGUGCCCAUGGAGGGUGUGAAGACUGAGCUGGUGGACACACUGACCCCACCACCUUCAGAUGCCGGCUCACCCUCCCAGAGCAGCCCCUUGUCCCUUGGCAGCCGGGGUAGUGGCAGUGGUGGCAGCAGCAGUGACUCGGAGCCUGACAGCCCAGUCUUUGAGGACAGCCAGGUGAAGCCAGAACAGCUGUCAUCUCCCCACAGCCUGGGCAUGCUGGACCGCUCCCGCCUGGCCCUGUGCACACUUGUCUUCCUUUGUCUGUCCUGUAACCCCCUGGCCUCCCUGCUGGGUGGCUGGACGCUUCCUGGCCCCUCAGAUCCUGUGGGUAUCCACCACAGUUCUGGGCGCAGCAUGCUGGGCACUGAGGGCAGAGAUGGCCCUGACUGGGCCCAGUGGCUGCUGCCCCCUGUGGUCUGGCUGGUCAAUGGGCUAGUGGUGCUGGCUUUCUUGGCAUUUCUCUUUGUCUGUGGGGAGCCGGUGACACGGCCCCACUCCGCCCCUGCUGUGAACUUCUGGAGACAUCGCAAGCAGGCUGACCUGGACCUGGCCCGGGGGGACUUCGCCCAGGCUGCUCAGCAGCUAUGGCUGGCCUUGCAGGCGCUGGGCAGGCCCCUGCCCACCUCCCACCUGGACCUGGCCUGCAGCCUGCUCUGGAACCUCAUUCGCCACCUGCUGCAGCGACUCUGGGUGGGCCGCUGGCUGGCCGGCCAUGCUGGGGGCCUGAGAAGGGACUGUACCCUGAGGGCAGACGCACGCACCAGCGCCCGAGAUGCAGCCCUCGUCUACCAUAAGCUGCACCAGCUGCACACCAUGGGGAAGUACACGGGUGGGCACCUGGCUGCCACCAACCUGGCACUGAGUGCUCUGAACCUGGCAGAGUGUGCGGGGGAUGCCGUGUCCAUGGCAACGCUGGCGGAGAUCUAUGUGGCAGCUGCCCUGAGGGUCAAGACCAGUCUGCCAAGGGCCCUGCACUUUCUGACACGCUUCUUCCUGAGUAGCGCCCGCCAGGCCUGCCUGGCACACAGUGGCUCAGUGCCUCUUGCCAUGCAGUGGCUCUGCCACCCCGUGGGCCACCGUUUCUUCGUGGAUGGGGACUGGGCCGUGCGCAGUGCCCCGCGGGAAAGCCUGUACAGCUUGGCCGGGAACCCAGUGGACCCCCUGGCCCAGGUGACACAGCUGUUCCGUGAACAUCUCCUGGAGCGUGCACUGAACUCUGUGGCCCAGCCCAGCCCCAACCCCAGCCCCGGGUCAGCUGAUGGGGACAGGGAAUUCUCAGAUGCCCUUGGAUACCUGCAGCUGCUGACCAGUUGUUCUGAUGCUGCUGGGGCUCCUGCAUGCAGCUUCUCCAUCAGCUCUAGCAUGGCCGCCACCACCGGUGAGCCUGAGACCCUGAGACCCCUGCCCCGGGCUUCCUGCUCAGCCCAGACACUGUGGCUGAAGGUUCAGGGCACCCCUCCAUCCUCUGCAGGCACAGACCCUGUGGCCAAGUGGUGGGGCUCACUGACGGCGGUGGUGAUUCACUGGCUGCGGCGGGAUGAGGAGGCAGCUGAGCGGCUCUACCCCUUGGUGGAGCACCUGCCCCGUGCCCUGCAGGAGACGGAGAAACCCCUGCCCAAGGCGGCCCUGCACUCCUUCAAGGCUGCCCGGGCUGUGUUGGGUCGUGGAAAGGCAGAGUCUGGCCCAGCCAGCCUGGCCAUCUGUGAGAAAGCCAGCGGGUACCUGAGGGACAGCCUGGCCACCACACCAACUGGCAGCUCCAUUGACAAGGCCAUGCAGCUGCUCCUGUGUGACCUGCUCCUCGUGGUCCGCACUAGCCUGUGGAGGCAGCAGCAGCCCCCAACGUCAGCACAGGUGGCUCAGGGUGCCAGCAGCGGCCCCCAGGCCUCUGCCCUCGAGCUACGUGGCUUCCAACGGGACCUGAGCGGCCUGAGGUGUCUGGCACAGAGCUUCCGUCCUGCCAUGAGGAGGGUGUUCUUACACGAGGCCACAGCCCGGCUGAUGGCAGGGGCCAGCCCUACCCGGACACACCAACUCUUGGACCGCAGUCUGAGGCGGCGGGCAGGUCCUGGUGGCAAAGCCCUGUGUGCGCAGGCGCGGCGGGGGAGCUGGAGCCGCGGCCCACGCGGCGGGAGCACGCAGAAGCUCUGCUACUGGCCUCCUGCUACCUGCCGCCUGGCUUCCUGUCGGGGCCGGGGCAGCGCGUGGGCAUGCUGACCGAGGCGGCUCGCACGCUUGAGAAGCUGGGCGAUCACCGGCUUCUGCACGACUGCCAGCAGAUGCUCAUGCGCCUGGGUGGUGGGACUACAGUUACCUCCAGCUAGACCUCCGGCGUCGUCCAGUCUCAGUGUCCCGGUCUCCACGGCUCACCCGCGGCCGCUCCGUCCCUGAGGGGUGGGAGGCGGGAGGCGCAACCCACCACCCCAGCCCGCUCCUCAACUUGACAAGCGGCCGUCAGGAUGGUGCUGACCUCUGGUGGCCGAUCGGGGAAUUACAGGAGCCGAAUCGGCCGUGUUCCCCCCACCGCCCUUGCUCUGCAGGCACCUUAGUGGCUUUUUCCUCGCUUUUCUAGGGGGAGGAGGGGGUACCUUUCUUUGAGCUGAGGGGGCCCUUCCCCAAGGUACCUCUUUCCCUUCUGGGGGAAGACUUGUACAUAGUGUAGAUGGGUGGGCCCCCGUGGGCCAGCCUCCUUGCCUCGGAGGCUCAUGUGCUACUUUUGCAAACUUUAUUUUCGUAGGUUGAGAAGUUUUGUACAGAGAAUAAAAAAUGACGUUAUUUAUAA